Messenger RNA from Lineus longissimus, 7003 nucleotides. RefSeq lists its product as uncharacterized. Gene Ontology annotation, cellular component: kinetochore. Gene Ontology annotation, molecular function: centromeric DNA binding. Gene Ontology annotation, biological process: spindle attachment to meiosis I kinetochore; attachment of mitotic spindle microtubules to kinetochore; kinetochore assembly. The record is from RefSeq and is a predicted model, not a curated record. The transcript is spliced from 15 exons. The coding region runs from base 93 to 4523 and encodes 1476 amino acids. Lineage: Eukaryota; Metazoa; Nemertea; Pilidiophora; Heteronemertea; Lineidae.
UGAAAAUUGAUUCUAAGGCGGAAAUGUGACAAACCUUUGAACAAGUUUGAGCAAGAGUUCCCUUUAGAUUCAUUUCAAGGUCGGGGUGAAGCAUGUCUGAAGUACCUCAGCAAAGGAAUACCAGGGGUGUGAAGAAGACGAGAGAGGGACAGUUGAGUCGGCCCACUGAGAUGGCCACUAGUCUUUGCGCAAUUGGCAGUCGCACUGGUGAGGACAUACUUGCUGGAAAGAAAAUACAUGUAGACCAAGAUGGCUUUCAUAACUUCAGUGACUACUGGUCGGAAACAGAUGAUGACAGUGUUUUAUCAUGGCCUGGGUCAGACAAGGAUGUCAGUACCAGAACCACAACAAAACCUCCGGGUAGUGCAACAUCACUGCAUGAGAUGUCUUCCUUUGCAUCAUCCUCACGAUCUUCCACUUUCUCAGAAACUGAACGGUUGCUGCAAAUCAGGGGAGUUGGAUCAGGGGAGUUUCCAACACCAAUGAACACAGGCUCAAAAAAUGUUGAGUCACUACAGAGAGGGACAGUGGUAUCAGAUGUCUUCCCAGAACCGGUAAAUCAAAUGGCACAAAACUUGAAGGAGCGCUCUGUAUCAGAUACUGCAAGAUCCAAUACGGGUACUCUACAUAGGGGACGAGAAGUAAAUAGUUCUCCCUCAGUGCAGAUUGAGAACAAAUUGUGUGCUCAAAAAGAAGAAGUAAUCAAGCAAACUUCAGCUGGUACCAUCUCCAUCACUGCAGUUGUUGCUAGCGCUAGCCAGGGUCUCAUUGUGUCAGGCACGGACAUCACAGGAUCAUUGACGAAAGAUGCCAUAUCUGAGCCCCCAGCAUCUGCACUCCCAGCAUCUGCACUGAAGAAUGCAAAAAUCAGAAGAAAGAUCAGUUAUUCAGAAGAGGAAACAAAAAAGUCCAUGCAGAAUGCCAAACUUCGAAGACUGGGGGGAGGAUGUGAUCAGGUUCAUAGAAAUGAAUCAGAUGAUCAGAAUGUCAUUGACAACUGUACAAAAGAAUGCACAAUUGUGUCGAAAGAAAAAGGAGGGGUGUGUGUUCCAGAUGAUAAAUGUGACAGCCAAAUAUCUUCUAUGGAGAGUAUUCAACAUCCUGUUAAUACAAGUAUUCAUUAUCCACAUAUGUGCGUUGGGCCAGGGGAAAAAAUUGUGCUUGACUGUGUUGAGGUGCCUCCACUCGGGGAAGUAAAUCAAAGGGAACCGAAUGAAAGCUGUGUUGAGAAAGUGAAUGAACUAAUGAGAAAAUCCAUGCAGGAUCAAAACGGAAUAAAAGAAGCUGAAACCGUUCAAACCCAACAUAUAUCUGUGUGUGUUAAACCAUCAAAUCUAUAUUGUACAUCAGUAUUAAUCCAAAGGAAUCAGGUUCAGCCAACUGAUAGAUCAGUUAGAAGAGUCACAAUGAGUGUUGGGCAGCAGUUUAGUAGUAGCGAAUCUGAACACCAACCUGGGGACAAGAACAUGGACUGUUCAUUGAUAAAAGCUCAAGGCCAAAUAGAGGUUCUGAAUGCUGCUAAUACGAGGAUAAACAAACGGGCUAGAAAACCAAUAGAUAAAUGUUUUGAAGCUUUACCAGUCAAUGUCUCAAAAUCCAAGCAACAAUCAAAAGUAGGCGCAGUUGUUGGUGGUAUGAAUUCACAGAACAAAAAGAGAGAAGUGAAGUCUGGUAAUAUUCAUUCGAGCAGGGCACAAUCUAAUUACCAACAAUCUGUCAACAGAACCAAAGACAAUAAUUCUGAUAAACUGUCCUCUCAGUCAUCAAUCAAUGACCAUCGUGAACUAGCAGAAUUGAAAUCAAGGAAAAAGUUGUUGCAGAAAUAUUGCCAUGAUGAGGCUGACCAUGUAACAGAGUUGCAUUUAGGAUCUGAUCCUCAGUUGCAUGUAUCUAGUCUUCCUGCUGCUAUGAUAGGUAGGAUAACCAAAGAAGGAUCGGGCCUUGCAUCUCCUGCUCAAGAAUUGUGGGAACGGUCAAUAUCAACGAAACGAGGUAAAAAAACUAUGCGACUGAUGCAUGAUCUUACUCCGCAAAGCUUGAUGUCUAUUAGUUUGGCAUCUUCAACAAAAGAUAAUGUUGAAGUGGCUCCUGAAGAAACUGCUCACUACAACUCUAAAAACAUUGAAGAUGAAACUGAUAAACUCCUUGAGGAUGCUGUUUCAGCUAGUUCAGGAUUUGCAAAGAUGCCAAAAAACUCAAAAUGUUUUGAAGAUAUCCAUGUUUCUGGUACAUGUUUACGUGUUAUCGCCUGUCAGGCGGUGAAUAAGAUACCAGAGCUUUCAAAUGUACAACCAGACUCGAAACAGGUGGAACAUAAAAGGACACCAACUUGCAGAGAUUCAAGGAAGAGUCCAGCUCAUUCCGAUAUGAUGGAUAUCGAUAUUGUUAGUGAUGAAACUAGAGUAAAACCAUCAUCAGUGCCUUUGAGGAAAAGUAGCACUUUUGCUGAAUCAACAUUGAGUGACUUUGAAGAUGAGUCUUUUUUCUUCUCAUUGAAGAAGCCUGUCGUUGAUAACCACUAUCUUGAGGAUACGAAUGGAAACAAAUAUAAGGUCGUUGAUGACAAUGAGAUUGUAUGUCUGAAAUCUUUCAAAAAAAAGAAGCAUAUCAUUAGGCAUGAAAAAAUAGUUGACAAGCACCCUGAAGCCAUGCUGCAAGGUAAUGAGGAAAAAAUUGGGUAUGUGGUGACUGACACAAAAGUAGUUGACAACCAGAACUUGAACAUAGUUACUCUGGACGGAUUGGAGACUAAUUUAGCCUUUCAAACUGAAGAUACUGCAACAUCAAAACUUGGGUGUAAGACAAGCGGAAAAAAGAAAAAUACAAAUAAGAAAUUUGUUGACAGCCUAUGUAAGAAUAUUGAUAUAGAUGCCCUAGCUAGUUUGCCAAAACCAGGUCACCUAAAGAAACGCCCUAGUUUACAUUCAGAUGUGAGCGAGAUAUUACCCUUGGUUUCCAAUGAUAACCGAGAUGUUUUGUUACCUGUGAAGGCAGAUGAUUGGACAUUAUCUGAUGAAGCAGUUCCCAGCAGUGAAAUGAACAAGUCAACCCAGGAGGAAGAAAUGGAUGCAUCGAAGAGCUUCAAUUUUGAUGAGUUCAUUCCUGGUCAGUUGGAGUCCAUUGGCCUUCCCACACAAAGAUUUGUGCAGCCUAAAACUGACAAGAAGCAAGAGAGAUCAUCUCAUGAAUUAAAAAAAGCACCAAAGAAGCGAUGGAGUCGGUCCUGUAACUCAUCCAAGUCGCCACAGAACAGUGCAAUUACCACCAAUGCAACAACUGCUGCUAUACCUGUUGAAGAUUUAGAUGACAGCGAUAUAAUAGCACCAAAGAAGAAAUGGAGUCGGUCGCGUAACUCAUUCAAGUCUCCACAGAACAGUGCUAUUACCACCCAUGCAACAACUGCUGCUGUACCUGUUGAAGAUUCAGAUGACAGUGAUAUAUUAACACCAAAGAAGCGAUGGAGUCGGUCGCGUAACUCAUCCAAGUCGCCACAGAACAGUGCAAUUACCACCAAUGCAACAACUGCUGCUAUACCUGUUGAAGAUUUAGAUGACAGCGAUAUAAUAGCACCAAAGAAGAAAUGGAGUCGGUCGCGUAACUCAUUCAAGUCUCCACAGAACAGUGCUAUUACCACCCAUGCAACAACUGCUGCUAUACCUGUUGAAGAUUCAGAUGACAGUGAUAUAUUAAGAACCGUAUCCACACGAUCUAUACUGAAGAAAGGGUGCAAAUCAACACUUGGAACUCCAAGGCAUUAUUGUGAAGUUACAUUUUCAGAGCCACCCAUAUCAAGAGGAGGAACUGCUGAUCCAGUCAGCAAAAUAAUCAAACCAACCCAAUCACCGAAGGGCCUGAGAAGAUCUCAGCGAACUCGUGUCAAACCUCUUGAAUGGUACAAAAAUGAGCGUAUAUUGUACAAGAAACGUCAGUCAGGUGGAUUUGUUGUUGAUGGUGUCGGUUCACCAAUAUGUAAAAAUAAAAGAGAGUGUAACUAUAUGGCCCGCAUGAUGUCAGCAAAGCAAAAAUUAACUGCUUAUGGUAAGAGAUUAAAAACCGCUAGACAAAAGGCGAAGAGAUUGUCCAUCCACACCAACCUGCCGGCAGAUAUGAAAUUUGUGGAGACUGAGGGCGAAAUUCCGGUCAUCAACCCAAGCAGUGGAGAGGAAUGUAUAAUAAACUGUGUAGCUAGUAAGAACAGCUAUGUAUAUACUGGACCUACUGGCCUUGAGCCCGCCCCAGGUGAUGCCCUGAUGAUUGCUAAACCUAUCAAACAGUUGGCAUUUGGUUGUGGGGAACUUAUCAUCAAACCUCUGAUGGAAAAAUUGACACAGUUUGUUCACAGUGAUACUCUGGUGUUUUACAUAGUGAAGGGUAAAGUCGCUGUGACAAUUCACCAGACAACAUCGCUGCUAGAUGCUGGUAGCUCAUUCUUUGUGCCAAGGGGAAACACAUAUGCAAUCAAGAAUCUUCGACGAAAUGAGGCAAAGUUAACAUUUUUCGAAAUGAAGAAUGAAAUUGAGUAGAUGCAUGGUUUGUUAUUAGACUUGAAAAAAGCAGUGUCAUUUUGAAACUGAAAAAGCAUGCUUCACUACAGGGUGUUUCAAAAAAAGGAAACCAAGAUCAAUUUGUUAAUUUCCUGGACAUGGAUACAUAUUUUGGAAAUUGGCAACCACCAUUUAUUACCCAAUGAUGUCCUCUUCCUUAUGACACCAAGAAAUCCAAUUUACUGUCACAGAUGACUGAACACGAAACAGUUCAAUCAACCAAGGCAGAACUGGUCUUGCACCAGAUAGACGUUUUGGUAAUAAACCUUGUCUGCCCAGUGCAGGGCUUUUGUUGGGCCUCCAAAUUAUGCCAUCCUUUGCAUGUGCUUCCAUUGCCCACUCCUUAAAAGUUGGAAAGGUUGCUCACUUUCUCAGAUGAAACUUACAACUAAGCAGCGUGUGUUUGAGGUAAAAGAGUGGUUGAGGACUGGGAGUAAGUAGCAGAUGCAUUUGAUGUGAUCAGCGAGGUCCCCUGACCUCACCCCCUGUGAUUUUUUUGGUGGGGACAUCUUGAGAACCAAGUUGACAAGUCGCCUCACAAGAUAUCAAUGACCUAUGUGCCAGAAUCGUCACUGCAGUUGAUACCUUAAAGGGGCACCUGGGGUUUAAAUAGUGUGGGAGGGGAUGAUAGCAUGCAAAUGUCUGCCUGUUACUAUCAUGAAGAGAGCUCCUGGGCUUUUCACAAUGUUUUUAAAAAAUUAUUUGUCACUAUUAAACACAUUUGAAUGAAUUUGAUAUCAGACACUUAUGAAUAACAUAGGAACAUGAUGUAUUAAAAUCAACCUGAGAAAUUGUCUAUGUUAUGAGAUUAUGGAACUUUUUUACACAGCACUGUUGAAAAGCCUUGAAGUUGAAUUUACCAGCUUGAAUCUGAUUGGUUAUAGCCCUGGUGAUGCAUUAUUUACAAACAUUGAGCACAUGGCUUAUAAUCAUGAAUGAGCAUGCAGGAAAGAACUAGAUAUGCUAGAGAUCAUGCAUAAUAAAGAGUUUCCUACCAAAGUGAUUUUGGUCUGUUUUCUGUAUCCUUUAGUCCAUAAGUAUAUAUCCUUAUCCUACUGAAUAAUAUAUAUUCUAAUCCUACUGAAUAAUGUAUAUGAUACUAAUAAUCCAAGUCUAUAACUAUGUGAUGUCACAAUCCUACUGAAUAUUGUUUUGUUUAGAUGUAUCCAUGUCUAUGAUAGGGUAGUCUACACAAUUCUAUAAUUCUAAAGCAUAUAUUUUUGCUAAUCCGCAUAAGUAUUAUGAUAGAUAUCUAUGGUAUCUAUGAUGGAAACAAGGAGCAAAAUCCUAGAAUCCUCGAAAAUUACAACUGUCACAAAUUUGUCAAAGUGCACUGUAAAUUUCGAAAUCGUCCAAAACACCUUCUCAAAAAAAUAAUGUAGUCUAUCUAUCAGUGCUGCUGAAACCUAUUGCCACUUAUGGCCCAUGUAUGGAAUCCCUGGCGGAUUUGGAUAAAGAUUUCUCACAGUCUCUAAAACACAAUCUGGCAUCACUUCACGACAUGUCCAAACUAUUGAUGAGUCAUCUGCCAUAUACUGCUGUUGCAUCUGCUGUUUUUUGCCAAUAAAGAGAGGAUGGUUCCAGGAUCCCCGGUCCUCCAUCAUUUUCCAAAAAAUUUUGUAAAGUUGUUUCCUGAUCACAUUAUUUCCAUUUCUGGGUGCUUGUCCAUUUCCCAGCCAUCUUUGUGGAUGAGUAGUCACACAUGGAGAAGAAUUGCAAUGUUGGCACAUAUCUGCCCCUGGCACAGGAGCAAUAACUGGUUUGAAUAGUUCAUGGUCCUCCUCCUGUGGUUGUGGUGGGGGUGGAUCAACUACACCACCAGGCACAGGCAAAGGUUCCAGCUCAUCAUUUCCUCCUUGAAUAUUCCCCUUAUUCUGUAUAUCAUCCUGUAGUGCUUGUGUGAUCGUGCCCGGUUGGCACCUCAGACUCUCCCAAUUUCAUCGGCCAAAUAAAGGGACAACGUUUUGUAUCCUCGUAUAUAACUCCGAGAUUUAAUAUAAUGCUAUAUCUACUGUUCGUACAAAGGUGGUACAAAAGGGCCAGAAAAAGGGCUGAGAAACAUCUCAUAUCAGCUGUCCUAGCAACCUGCAAUUAAACAACAAGGCUCAUAAACAAAUGCACCAAUUUCAAUAUAUCAUGUCUAGUAAUGUGAAUAGCUGGCAAUAAUUUCUAACUCUCCUCUUAAUAACAUAUCACCCACCCGAAGCCCCAACAUGAUUACGCACGCCCAUCACAGACAUGGGAUGUUCAAAGUGAUGACGUCAUGUUACACGCCCCCAACGACAUGGCAGACGCCCAGAACUGAUCAGGUUCUGAACUAACCUCAAAAAUACGAAUUGACUAAUAAACAAGAUGACCUUGCAUUAUUAUCAAUAUUCCAUUAACAAAUCUUCCUAAUUUGUUUACCUACAUAUAUAUCUUAACCAAUUUACUCAAUGGUUUAAAACAAAAUGAAAGCA